AUGCAAGAUGCUGUGUUAUAUGAAAAAUCUUCAUCUUUGUUGGCAGUAGGAAUGUUGUCUAACACAUCCAAUAAUAAUUCCUGUGGAAACACAUCGUCAUCUCCAAAAAUAGCAGACGUGGAAGGCGCUGGAGAUGAUUCCGAACGGUCGAAAUUUGGCAGUAUCAGUCCUUCUACAGGUGGUCAUAUGGGUCUUUGUGAUGGUAGCCAACAUACAGGACCUGGUGGAUCCCAUUUGCAUCAAUCGUUGCCUGUUAUGUGGCCAAAUGUCUCAACAGCUGCGCUUACUUCCAUCCCAGAUGAAACGUACUUUUCAAAUUCUCAGACACAUGCUUUGAAUAACGGUGGAAUGUCAUACCAGCAGUUUCAAGCAGCAGUGUCCAUGGACUCUUCCACGGCUAUGUACCACUCCUGUGUUGCAUUUACCUCGAAUCCAACAACUGGCACAGUGCUGUCUCAGCAGGGUCGAAGAGCCAUUACCGGCCACAGUAGUGCUAACAGUUUUCCAAAACAGCAGACCGCACUUAUGGUCAACACUUGCAGCAGUCCUAAAAUGUUGCCUAACUGGAAUCACUCUCAACAAGCAGCAUGGUCUCCCCAGCAGCCUCUUGCAUCCUUAUAUCCCCCAUGGAGCGUUCAGCAACGUAGGUCAGUACCUAACAUGAAUGUACUGGCAUCAGCACCACCUGUGAAAAAGCCAACUCUUCAGCAGCAGUUGCAGCAGUCACCAUUUAUUUCACCAACAAAAUUUCGAAGGAGCACAUCUUUUCCAGGACAGAUUCAAGCCUCUGUUGGAGCCAAAAACCCUUAUGAUUUUUCUGCUUUUGAUGAUGCUCUCUUUCAGAAUCCUACAAAUCAGUAUGACUCGGUGAAGUUUCCAAUUUUGGAAAACCAGUUGCUUAACAUUAUGAAGAAUACAGCUCUUGAUGCUGAAGGAGUUCAUAUGCAUGGGGAUAAUCUCAGAGUUUCUGGGAAAAUGCCAUACUUGGUUGAAGACUCAACAAUUGAUGAGGGCACCCUUGAUCAGAAUGUCACCAGUCUGACUGGUGCACCCCAGCCAUCUCCUGGUUCUCAAGGAAUUGAUCGUAUUGAGAGAUUUUCUAGAAAGGUGUUUGUAGGAGGGCUGCCUCCAGACAUUGAUGAAGAGGAAAUCACAACAGCUUUUAGAAGAUUUGGUGCCCUGGUUGUUGACUGGCCUCAUAAAGCAGAAUCUAAGUCAUACUUUCCUCCAAAAGGUUAUUGUUUCCUGAUCUUUCAAGAUGAGCUAUCAGUGCAGAGUUUGAUUGAAUCAUGUCUGAUGGAUGAUGAUAAAUUAUAUUGGUGUGUGUCCAGUCCCACAAUGAAGGACAAACCUGUUCAGAUUCGCCCAUGGAGUUUAAGUGACUCUGAUUUUGUUAUGGAUGGCUCUCAGCCAUUGGAUCCCAGAAAAACUAUCUUUGUUGGAGGAGUUCCACGACCACUAAGAGCAGUUGAACUGGCAAUGAUCAUGGACCGCUUGUAUGGAGGAGUUUGUUAUGCCGGCAUCGACACUGACCCUGAGCUGAAAUAUCCAAAAGGGGCUGGAAGAGUUGCUUUUUCUAACCAGCAGAGCUACAUAGCAGCAAUAAGUGCUCGAUUUGUACAGCUGCAGCACGGAGAUAUUGACAAGAGGGUUGAGGUGAAACCUUAUGUUCUAGAUGAUCAGAUGUGUGACGAAUGCCACGGCGCACGAUGUGCUGGCAAGUUUGCACCUUUCUUUUGUGCCAAUGUGACCUGUUUACAGUAUUACUGUGAGUACUGCUGGGCACAGAUCCAUUCACGGCCAGGGAGAGAAUAUCAUAAACCCCUUGUAAAGGAGGGAGCUGAUCGUCCCCGUGCUAUUCCUUUUCGUUGGUGUUAG
Candidula unifasciata is the source of this 1878-nucleotide messenger RNA. Lineage: Eukaryota; Metazoa; Mollusca; Gastropoda; Stylommatophora; Geomitridae. The record is from the annotation of a GenBank genome assembly.